This is a messenger RNA of Pseudomassariella vexata, 1887 nucleotides long. RefSeq names its product phosphatase 2C-like domain-containing protein. The coding region runs from base 1 to 1887 and encodes 628 amino acids. The record is from RefSeq and is a predicted model, not a curated record. Lineage: Eukaryota; Fungi; Ascomycota; Sordariomycetes; Amphisphaeriales; Pseudomassariaceae. The transcript has 3 exons. Gene Ontology annotation, molecular function: protein serine/threonine phosphatase activity. Gene Ontology annotation, biological process: protein dephosphorylation.
AUGCGUCUUGCAGCCGUGGGAGCCCUUCGGACGACUUGUCAUAGCACUGUCCGGGGCUUUUCUCGUGCCAGCCGCCCGAGACGCGCCGGUGUCCUCCUGCAUCUGCACAACAGGACCACCAGUGUUAGCACCCGAUUGGGUGGUGGUGUGCGAUCUCUUACCACGUCCUCUUCCCUGGCCUCAAGGCAGUCCGUUUCCUCCAAUACUCGAAAGCAGCAGCAGCAGCAGCAACAUCAGCAUGUGUUAGGCGAACCGCUUCGAUCAUCCAUGUACUUCCGUAGGGUCUCUGUCGCUUUGGUUUCUGGCCUCGUUGGCUACGGCGCAUGGUAUGGCUACAAGGGGGACGUGACCGACCAAUCCUUCUUGCAGCCCUACUCGACCGGUGCCAACCUCCCCAGCAGUAAUGCCGCGCCGACCCGCAACGUCCUCAUCGUUUCGGCCGACGAAUUACACACUGGGACCUUCGUAGGCGAGGGCCCGAUCGCCAAGACUGCAGAUGGUAGCGGAGGCAACGUGCUGGAGAUGUUGACACCGGAUCAGGCAACCGAGGCGUUGCGCGAAAAUGAGGCGUCUUUCAUGAUCAACAGAGGGCAUGGGGUUCUACGUUACGAUGUGGUGCAGCUCGCGAGUAAUAACCCGAUCGAAGAUGACCAUGCCGAGAAGAUCGUGGAGGUUACUAUGCCCUCGGCUGACAAGGCCGAGCCAGGAAGCAAUGAUUGGAUGUUUUGGGGUGUGUUCGAUGGGCAUGCCGGAUGGACCACCUCUGCCAAACUGCGGCAAACACUAAUUAGCUUUGUUGCCCGAGAACUUAACACGACGUAUAAGGCUGCCAGUAGCCUCGGUGCUUCCCCGUCAUCAGAGGCCAUCGAUGCCGCGAUCAAGGCUGGCUUCACCCGGCUGGACCAUGAGAUUGUCCACGAGAGCGUGGAGAAGGUUUUGAAGUCCAACUCCAAGCGAGUCGCCGCUGAACUCCUAGGUCCUGCACUCUCGGGAUCCUGCGCCCUCCUUUCAUUCUACGAUAGCAACUCCAAGACAUUGCGCGUGGCAUGCACUGGUGACUCGCGAGCUGUUCUUGGCAGACGCUCGGACUCGGGAAAGUGGACAGCCACGGCCUUGUCUGAGGACCAGACAGGCAGCAAUCCCAACGAAGAGGCUCGGAUGCGAAAGGCCCAUCCCGGAGAGGCUCGAGUUGUGCACAACGGCAGAGUCCUCGGUGGAUUGGAGCCCACGCGCGCCUUCGGAGACGCGAGUUAUAAGUGGUCCAGAGAAGUGUCGGAUCGUUUGCGGUCAUCUUUCUUUGGACGGAGCUACUCGCCGUACUUGAAGACUCCUCCUUACGUGACGGCUGAGCCGGUUGUGACGACGACCAAGAUUCAGCCCGAGAAGGGAGAUUUCGUCGUCAUGGCCACCGACGGGCUGUGGGAAAUGUUGACGAAUGACGAAGUGGUUGGUCUCGUCGGCAAGUGGAUCGAGACUCAAGCCAUGGAGCCGUCAAAUUCUCAACUCAGCUCCGUUUGGUCCAAGAUCUUUGGCUCAUCGCCGGACCUCCCAGUUGUGGCCGGGAAAGCUGGCGGCAAUGAUGGCCAGAAGACGCCCAUUCGAUUACGGCAAUGGGGCAUCUCACCGGACGAGAAGGACCGAUUCGUCGUUAAGGACAAGAAUGUUGCGACCCAUCUCAUCCGCAACGCACUGGGUGGCAAGAAUGAGGAGCAAGUUUGCGCAUUGCUCACUCUCGUUUCGCCGUUUUCGAGACGGUAUCGUGAUGAUCUCACAGUCCAGGUUAUCUUCUUUGGCAACGGUCAAAAGACCGACGACAAGGCCGGUGACGUACUCGUCAACCAAGAAGCGACGAGCCCACCCAAGUCCGCUAUCAAGGCCAAACUAUAG